AUGCCAAGGUUGGAAGCAAGAUGGUACAUCAAUGUAUAUGAAAGAAGAUCGGACUCGAACCCGAUUGUAUUAGAGCUAGAAAAGUUGGACUUCAAUGUUUUACAAGCAAUGCACCAAGAAGAACUCAAGGAUAUGUCAAGGUGGUGGAAGAACACUGGUCUUGGAGAGAAAUUGAGCUUUGCCAUGAAUACAUUGGUGGAAUCCUUCUUAUGGACAAUGGGGAUAGCUUUCAAACCCGAGUUCAGAAGCUGCCGGAAAACACUUACGAAGGCCAUUGCACUAAUCACAGUGAUAGACGAUAUUUACGAUGUGUAUGGUACAUUGGAAGAACUUCAGUUCUUCACCGAUGCUGUUGAGAGGCAGGAUAUUAAGGCAAUGAUACAACUCCCGGACUAUAUGAAGAUAUGCUUCCUUGCACUUUACAACACGGUUAACGAAAUGACUUAUGACAUCCUCAAAGAGCAAGGUCACAACGUCGUAUCGAAUCUUAAAAAGGGGUGGGUUGAUUUACUGAGAUCCUACAUGUUGGAGGCAAGAUGGUACCACAGUGCAUAUACACCAACUUUUGAAGAGUAUAUGGAAAAUGCCUGGAUAUCAAUAACAGGCACUUUAAUAGCAACUCAAGCAAGUCUAUUUGUAACAAAUAAGAUAAACGAGAAGGAACUCGAAUUCCUCGAAAGCUACCCUGAGUUAUUACAUUGGUCAUCUGUGGAUGAGUUGAAGAGAGGCGAUGUUUCAAAAUCGAUCCAAUGCUACAUGCACGGAAACGGAGUCCCGGAGGAAUCUGCCCGGAAACAUAUAAAGAAUCUAAUAAGAUAG
Messenger RNA from Hibiscus syriacus, 819 nucleotides. Its product is annotated as (R)-limonene synthase 1, chloroplastic-like. NCBI's taxonomy places the organism in Eukaryota, Viridiplantae, Streptophyta, Magnoliopsida, Malvales, Malvaceae. The transcript has 5 exons. Gene Ontology annotation, molecular function: terpene synthase activity; magnesium ion binding. The record is from RefSeq and is a predicted model, not a curated record. The coding region runs from base 1 to 819 and encodes 272 amino acids.